UUUUGAUCGGUAAAUAUAAAUUUUAUUGAUCAAAAUGAAAAAUGUAUAGAAAACUCCAAACAUAUACCUAGAAGGGAGACCAAAGCUCCCAAUCAAAACAAGUAGCGCCAGAAAUAGGAAAACCUCCAAGUAAAUACAAUCAAACCUGGACAUACCAGGCACCAAGGCUUAAAACAAGAUCAAAACUAGGAAAAGCCUAGGAACAAGUACAAUCAAAACUCCAAUUCUAUUAAAAUUUUCUUCCCUAAGAGAAUUAAAAGUUUGCCAUUUUUUUUUUUCAUUUACAAAUAUUAUUAAUACCUGCGCUCUUCAUUGGUCGAACUACUUGGCUGCGCGUCCGAGUCUUGGAUCUUCGAUGAGUCAUUGUCGUAACGCAGGAGCUUGAUUUUGCCUGCUUUGAUAUCCUGCAAAUCGCGAACCAAGAUUGCGUAGUGGCUCUCCACCUCCGCCCGAGUCUUUCCGGGGACAGUAGCGGCGAUCUUGACCCACCGGUCCGGCGUUCCUUCCGGGAAUAUUAGAAGUCCGUUCUCAAAUAUUUUGUUCUGGAGGAAUGUCCAGGUUGGAUCUCCUACGAUCGAUAUCUGACGGCGAUCCAUGGUCAAGAUUGCAGUCUUCCUCUCGUAGUCGUAGCUGAUCACUUUCUUUCUCUCUUUUUUUUUCUCGAGAAAUGAGUUUCUUGGAGAAAUGGAUUUUGGUGGGAAAUUUUAAAAAAAGUUUUACUUGGGGUGGAAUUUAAAGCCUUGCUCGUUGUGUGGGCCGGUGCCCAACUUUUCAUUACAAAUUCCCUACAAUUGGGAACAUUUAUUUCGGCUCUCCAACGCGCCCCGAUGGCGCGUGUAGUUCACAUACUCUUCACUGAUUUUCUCAAUUUAUUCUCGUCGCUCGGCUCCACGGGAGCCAUACAGCAAGGAAUUAAUCAUAUCAUAAUCAGUCCCUCUUCUCACACCGACUAGAGACAUCUCUUGCUCUGCCAAACCCUCCACGCUCCAUACACUCUUCAAUUUUCGCCAUUAGAACUCCUGUCUCAUCAGCCUAAUGGAGAGUGGGUUGAAGCCAAUGGAUGCUGAGCAACUCAGAGAGAAUGGUCAUAAGAUGAUAGAUUUUAUUGCUGAUUAUUAUAAAGCCAUUGAGGAUUUUCCAGUUCUUAGCCAAGUUGAGCCUGGAUAUCUACGGAAACUUAUACCUGAUACUGCACCUGAUAAUCCUGAAUCCUUGCAACAUGUUCUUGAUGAUAUUCAGGCAAAGAUACUGCCAGGGGUCACACAUUGGCAAAGCCCAAGUUAUUUUGCAUAUUUUCCAUCUAAUAGCAGCAUUGCAGGAUUUUUAGGAGAAAUGCUCAGUGCUGGUGUCAAUGUAGUGGGCUUUAGUUGGAUUACUUCUCCAGCAGCAACAGAACUUGAGAUGAUUGUCCUGGAUUGGCUUGCUAAAAUGCUUAAGCUACCCAAUGAUUUCCUUUCAACUGGACAAGGCGGUGGAGUGAUACAGGGCACUGCGAGUGAAGCUGUUCUAGUUGUGCUACUGGCUGCUCGUGAUAAGUUUUUGAGGAGAGUUGGAAAAAAUGUCUUGGAAAAGCUUGUCAUCUAUGCGUCUGAUCAAACACAUUCUGCUUUACAGAAAGCCUGCCAGAUAGGGGGAAUUCAUCCAGAGAAUUGUAGGCUGCUGAAAACAGAUGCAUCCACUAAUUAUGCCCUUUCUCCUGAUUUACUUAGCGAAGCAAUCUCACGUGAUAUUUCCAUUGGUCUAAUCCCCUUUUUCUUAUGUGCUACUGUUGGUAGUACUUCAUCAACAGCUGUGGAUCCGUUGCUUGCACUAGGAAAGAUAGCUAAGACUAAUGGAAUGUGGUUUCAUGUGGAUGCUGCUUACGCUGGAAGUGCCUGUAUAUGUCCUGAAUACCGGCACUACAUUGAUGGUGUCGAAGAAGCUGACUCUUUUAACAUUAAUGCACACAAAUGGUUUCUUACCAACUUUGAUUGUUCUGUGCUGUGGAUUAAGGACAGAAAUUCUUUGACUCAAUCCCUGUCUACUAAUCCCGAGUAUCUGAAAAACAAAGCUUCUCAAGAAAACAUGGUUGUAGAUUUUAAAGAUUGGCAAAUUCCUUUGGGACGCCGAUUCAGAUCAUUGAAAUUAUGGAUGGUCCUACGUCUAUAUGGUUUGGAAAACCUACAGUCUUACAUAAGAAACCAUAUUGAGUUGGCUAGACAUUUUGAAGAACUUGUUGCCCAAGAUCCAAGAUUUCAGGUUGUUGCUCCUCGUAGAUUCUCAUUAGUUUGUUUCCGGCUUGUAUCUCCCUUUGCCAAUGAAGACGCUGGCAAUAAACUGAACCAUGACCUAUUAGAUGCUGUAAACUCAACUGGAAAAAUAUUUCUUUCACACACAAUUCUAUCAGGAAACUAUAUAUUGCGUUUUGCGGUGGGGGCUCCAUUGACAGAAGAGAGGCAUGUUGAUGCAGCAUGGAAGGUUUUGCAAGAUGAGGCCUCGGCCCUGUUGCGAAGCUUGUAGAAUACAUUUGAUCCCUUGGUUCUCAUUUGUCUGGUGGAAAGCUCAUUAUUUUUUAAACUCAAAACGCCUUUAAUCUUCCUAUAAUAUUUUUCUUUAAAAUUUUGUAUGUCCUCGUUAAAAACUCAAGUUGUUAUUAUGGAUUCUUCUGGUUGGCAAAUUUGUAUCAGCCAGAAGUUUCUGUUGCUUGUCCUGGUCAUCAGCUAAUUGUUUUUUUCUUUCAAAUAUUAAAUUUUGAUAUUGUUGAACUGCUUGGGCAUCAGGCAUGGUGCAAGUGAUUCAUCACUGAAACAAAGGUCUUGAUAAA
Malania oleifera is the source of this 2803-nucleotide messenger RNA. Its product is annotated as phenylacetaldehyde synthase. Lineage: Eukaryota; Viridiplantae; Streptophyta; Magnoliopsida; Santalales; Ximeniaceae. Gene Ontology annotation, molecular function: carboxy-lyase activity; pyridoxal phosphate binding. Gene Ontology annotation, biological process: amino acid metabolic process. The record is from RefSeq and is a predicted model, not a curated record. The transcript is spliced from 13 exons. Bases 1036 to 2499 code for a protein of 487 amino acids.